GCAGCGGGGAACCUAGAUCUGCAACGAUAGAUCACGAGUCAUGUGUACUUUAAGAGACGUUAAUGUGACGAGGAGGAAGAGGAGGAAAGAGAAGCUCCAUGUGUUGUUGCUGAGCCUCAUGAGACCAACUGUGAUUUGUGAAUGUGGGCCACACAAAUAAAGAUUCAUUCAGUUCUCUCUCGUAACUCGGUGGACGUGAAGAGAUGAAACACGGGGAUCCCUGGAAUAUGUUCGUGGGAUCCUUGGCUGACGCAGUCUUUAACCUGAAACCAGGUUCCACCUGAAACCAGUUCUGUGGAUGAUCUUGAAAAAAACAAUGCGACCCUUGCACUUUAUCAGCUCAGGCAUGACACCAGGAAGUGGGAGCUGAUGCUGAGAAACAACUGGAGUUUCCCCCCCUGGGUGUGGAAACUGGACGAGUGGGAGGAGGAGUGACACGGGAAUGGAUGUGGACAAGAGACAAUGAGACGCAGAAGGUUCGGACUGAGGACGCUGUGACUAUCAGCUCCGCCAUGGAGAGCAUCCUCUACCAUGGAGACGACCACAACUGCACGUGUGUGGACCGACUGAUGAAACGUUAUUUCCUGCCCAUCUCCUACUCUCUCAUCUUCAUCGUGGGCCUGGUGGGAAACGUGACCUCCAUCGGCGUCUACCUGACGAAGCUGCGACCCUGGAAGAGCAGCAGCAUCAUCAUGGUCAACCUCGCGCUGACCGACCUCCUCUACGUCCUCAGCAUGCCCUUCCUGGUCUACUACUACAGCAACGGGGACUCGUGGACGCUCGGCGACUUCAUGUGUCGCUUUGUGCGUUUCGGGUUUCACUUCAACUUGUACGGAAGCAUCCUCUUCCUCACGUGUCACGCAGUCUUCCGCUACUUGGUGGUGACGAGGCCUUUGAUGGCCGCACGGGUGCAGGAGACGUUUUGGGGGAUCGUUGCGUGUUUGUCUGUCUGGAUCGUCACCACCGUUGAGAUAACUCCCAUGUUGUCGAUAAUAAUGUUACAAGAACACGACAACAAGACGUACUGUUUGGACUUUGCGAGCUUCAUCAGUGCUAGCACUGAUGACAAGCGCUGGUAUAGCUGGCUGCUCACUACACUCGGGUUUCUACUCCCCCUAGUGGUGGUGUUCAUCUGUUACAUCGGUAUCGUGCGAAAGCUCGCAGAAGGGCCCGGCAUGAGCACUUCCUGUCGGAUGCGAGCGCGUCGCGUGACCGUACUGAUCCUGGUGGUGUUCGUUAUGUGUUUUCUGCCGUAUCACAUCUUGCGCGAGUUGCGAAUAGAAACCCGAGGUAUGCAAGAGACACCGUGCAUGGUGGAGCGGGUCGUCCACGCCGCCUACAUCAUCUCCAGGCCUCUGGCUGGACUCAACACGUGUUUCAACCUGGCUCUGUACACUCUCUCAGGUGACAAGUUCAAGGGAGCUUUCCUCAGCGUGUUUCACUGGAAGCGUUGGCUGACCAAGGCCUUCGUCAGCAAAGCAAGCGCUGACAGAGUUGCUGAGUGAGAAACUGUCCAACUCCUGCAUUCACUGCUUUCAGACAUGCACCGCACCCCGGAGAUCUUCAGGAGUUUCGGAUUUCCUGCGGACUUUAUACCAGGAGCCAGAUGGAGAAAGUCCGCAGGAAGUCCGAUGUGAGAACACAGCAGGAGAUCCUCCGCAGGCGUUGAUGAAGCAACAGAUUCAAAUAUGACAAAAAGAAAACGAUGAAAAAGUAGCGUCGUACACGUAGAAGACAAAAAAACAUGAUUUUCCGCAGCAGAAUUAAUACGUUACAUCUUAGGCUCUGGAGAUUUCUGUGUUAGUGUGAACUUGUUCGAGCGGAGAAUCUCCGGCUGCGUUGUUCAUGUGUGAAAGACAAACUCUGAAUCUGCUGAGGUCAUGUCUGAAUACAGCUUCAGUGGACAGGAUGGGAUCACAGAUUGUAAAUAAACUGAUAUUAGUUUCAGG
This is a messenger RNA of Paralichthys olivaceus (Japanese flounder), 1949 nucleotides long. Lineage: Eukaryota; Metazoa; Chordata; Actinopteri; Pleuronectiformes; Paralichthyidae. The record is from RefSeq and is a predicted model, not a curated record.